Molecule: messenger RNA, 1822 nt
Organism: Myripristis murdjan (pinecone soldierfish)
Lineage: Eukaryota; Metazoa; Chordata; Actinopteri; Holocentriformes; Holocentridae
Gene: cbx3a
Product: chromobox homolog 3a (HP1 gamma homolog, Drosophila)
Exons: 5
Coding region: 228-752 (174 amino acids)
Cellular component (GO): nucleus
Source: RefSeq, a predicted model, not a curated record
GGGUUGGAGGCUGACCGCGUGGUUAGGAGGCAUCACUGCGGCAAUUUCCGUUGUUUUUAUCAAGAUAAGGUAUGCAUCGAGAGAUAGGUUGUUAUGUACUGCCGCACGCUACACUUCAGAGAUUAAUCGUCUAACGUGAGGCCUAUGUUAGCUAACGCUGUCCUACAAGCUACAAGUUGAAGCCGGCGACAUUUCUUUGGAGAGUUCACGGUAGUGAUCGAAAAGACAUGAGUUCCAACAUGGGCAAGAAGCAGAACACAAAGGCGAAGAAGGAGGUGGAAGAACCAGAAGAAUUUGUCGUGGAGAAAGUUUUGGAUCAGCGUAUCGUCAAUGGGAAAGUAGAGUUCUUCCUGAAGUGGAAAGGAUUUACAGAUGCUGACAAUACCUGGGAGCCAGAGGAGAACCUGGAUUGCCCAGAGCUGAUUUCAGCUUUUUUGGAAUCGCAGAAGAAUGUGAAGGAGAAGCCGGCACCUGUUAAGAGGAAGUCCUCAACGGAUGAGCCAGACACAGAGGCCAAGAAGAAAGAUGUGGGUGAGAAGCCCCGUGGGUUUGCCAGGAACCUAGAACCAGAGAGGAUCAUUGGUGCAACAGACAGCAGCGGAGAGUUAAUGUUCCUGAUGAAAUGGAAGGACUCUGAUGAAGCAGAUUUAGUCCCAGCCCGAGAGGCCAACACCCGCUGCCCCCAGGUGGUUAUUUCCUUCUAUGAAGAGAGACUAACAUGGCACUCGUGUCCUGAAGAUGAAGCUCAGUAGUACUACCCUCUGGUCCCUGUGGUCCUUUGCCCCCCACCCCCUAACCCUUACACCGUUCUCCUCAGGACUGACAUUAACUUUGGGCCUGCCUUCUCCUUUUAGCUUUCUUAGUUAUUUACAGGACGUUUAAAUGUUGUCGGUGUGUGGCACUCAAGAGGACCGCUACGUUGUUGUACAUAAUUAGCACCGUUGGUUUUGAAUGGGGCAGGUUAUACGUUUAAGAUUGGGAUAGUGACAUAAUGUCUUCUGUUCAUGCAGUUAGUUUGAUUUGAAGGCAUUCAACUGCUUGGAAAACGUACUUGAUGACAUGACUCAAGUUUUCUUUAUAUAAGUGUUUUCUUCUAUUCAGACAAAAUCAAGAGAAUGAGCUGUUCAUACCUGCUUGACAGUUUCGACUGUGUCUCCAGUCUUCCUCAGAAGCGCCAUCCGCCGUAUUGCUGACGUGUCAUUUAUCAGGUCUGUCGGCCACACCCCCCUCUCCCGAGGUGGUCUUUGGAGCACGGAAUCCCAGGUGUGCGAGAGGGUGUAUGCCCCUCGUCCCGGUUGAUGGUGCCGCCCGCCCGCUUCCUGAUCUCUAUAGCCUCUUUUAUCCAACGUUUGAAUUUGUUGGUUUCCGAUGUGAUGAUUUUCCCCUUGUCCCAGUCCAUGAUGGGACAACCCGUCUGGCCGAUCAGCUGAUAAAUGACACAUCAGCAAUACGUCGGAUGACGCUUCUGAGGAAGACUGGAGACACAGUCGAAACUGUCAAGCAGGUAUGAACAGCUCAUUCUCUUGAUUUUGUCUGAAUAGAAGAAAACACUUAUAUAUCGCAAUAGAAGACAAAAUGAACUUAAUCAGUUCAAGUUUUCUUUUCCCUGUUUUCACACCUGUUGUACAUUUGUAAGUGGUGGAUUAAGUACUAGGAUCUGUUUAGCUAUCCUUAAUCUAAUUUAAGGAACUCUUUUUUUUAUGAUUAUUGUUACACUAAUGCUUAUUGCAUACUUCAGUGUAGGACUUGUUAAAAAGUGCUUUUUGUAUCCUUCUGUAAAUAUUAUUUCAAGUUGUCCAAUAAAGGUUUUAUGCUACCAGUU